This is a messenger RNA of Phragmites australis (common reed), 2651 nucleotides long. RefSeq lists its product as uncharacterized. The record is from RefSeq and is a predicted model, not a curated record. Bases 808 to 2343 code for a protein of 511 amino acids. The transcript is spliced from 7 exons. Gene Ontology annotation, biological process: regulation of asymmetric cell division. Lineage: Eukaryota; Viridiplantae; Streptophyta; Magnoliopsida; Poales; Poaceae.
CUCCCAGUCCCAGACCCCCACUUCAUCCUCUUGGUCCUGUCAUGGGGUUCACCUCCAUCCAUGGUUGGUUUUGCAUGUGAGUGAGUAGUAGAGGAGACUAUCUUAGGCGUUUGUUGUGCUCCUUUCGUGCCCAUCGUUUCUUCGGAAACUUUGAUCUGAAGAAUUGGCAGAUGAGAUAGAAUCGCAGGAGUAGCGUUUGACAACAUUCGUGUUUUUCCCCCGAAACUGGAUUGAAGGAAAUAAUAAGUACUGUUUAUCAGAGGGAGCUGCUGAGUCAUGGAUAGACCUUAAGCAUACUGUGCAAGUCAUGAAGAUCGGUAAGGAGACUAUUGAUUCUUGGUUUUUGUUCCUUCAAGACUACCAGCAACCUCUUAGCUAAGCAGACAGCCUUUCUCCUAUCACAGAAGCGUUGUGCAUUCAAGGCUGCUUCUGUCAGAAGCCCAAAAGCCAGAAGCCCAAACAAACGGGUUUGCUGAAAAGUGACUUCUGGAGAAACCAGAAAUCUGCUUCUGAGGAAAUGAACUAGAAGCUGAGAAGCUAACUGAGAGUAGCUUAUCUGAGAAGUAGUAUGCUGAGAAGCUAAAAAAUUAUUGUAAAAUCCAACAGCCAAAAUUCAAAAACAACUUUUCAGAAAAGCCAAAAGCACAGUUUUUUAGAGAGGUCAGAAGCAGAAGGCCAAACAAACAGGCCCUUAAUGAUGAAAGACCUUACCAAAGUCAUGUUUUUCAUGAGCUUGCAUUCAAUGGCAGUCCCAAAUUAGACUGUGAAAGUGAAAGGGAAACUAAGCACGUUUUUUUGGCAGCUAAAAUGGUUGAACAAACCAAUCAAUCUGAACAUAGUUUUGUGAAGGGUGAACAUCAGAAUGGAGGUAAAACUGGACAGACAUGCAUUGAGGAUUACUCAUAUGAUAAGGAUGUUGUAGAGAUCAAACUGCCAGACACAGUUCUUUCUUCUGAUUAUGGUAGCCAUUUUGUCAAGGAUGUAUGCAUUGAUGAAGGAGUUCUUCCUGAUCAAAAGACUUCAACAGAAAAUCUAGUAGAUCAAAAGGUGUCCCUAAACUUUGAUUCUUCUAUGGGAGAUACGGACAGUGACCCAAGGGAAGAGAUACAAGCUGACUCUGCAAAAUCUCCACUUGAAUUAAAAUCACAUGUAGUUAUCCUACCUGUUAUGUGUGCAACUGAUGGUAAUACUGUGGAGCAAUAUUCCUCAUUCAAAGAGCAUGAUCUUGAAGGCAACAAUACUGCAGAUGUAUUUACCAAUUCAGAUGAUGAGAAAUUCGGUUCCAAACAAUUACUAUCUCAUGAAGGCGCACAAGGUUGCCAGCAGGUUGGCACGGUCAUUACUGAGAACAGUGAAAAUCUGGAGCCAUUUCUCAAUGGAGAAGCAACUCAUCAGGUUUCAUCGAACGACCGUCAUGAAAAUGGAUUUAGUAUUGCAUCUGAAACCAUUAGCAUCAUUCAUAGUGAUUUACCAGCUGAAUCAACUGUUGAUGGCUUCUCAGUGGUGAUGCUCGAAGAAGUUGUAGUCAGUGCAGCAUUAGAUACAGGAGGAUCCAACCAAGUUAAUCACUAUAACCCUUUUAUUGCCUAUGGAUCAUUAGACGAAACAUGGGAACCUAAAUACUCUCUCCCUGCAAUCGUGGAUGCUGCUUCUAUAGCACCUGUCUGUCCUGUUGAAAAGACAGAUAGUUUUAGUGACCUCGUCAACCGUACACUGGGAGCAUUUGAUUCUGCUGAAACAGUUGAAGCCAUAAUUGAAAAGAAUAGAUCAGAUUCUGUAGAAGCAAGUGCAAUUACGUUGGAUGUCCAAGCAUCCGAAGAGAGUAAUGGUCGGAGAGAAAGUCUCACCGAUGAGAUGAGAAAUGAUGUGACACAUGGAGCGGGUACAGCCACAUCUAGCAAUGCAGAACCUGGUGAUGUCAAAAGUGAGAACCAUCCAAAAUAUGAGAUUGAUAGUGCCCAAGAUGUACAUGAUUUUAACCCAAGAGAUGUGGAGGUUGGCACAAAAGGAAGCGAGGACUCCGCGGUUCAACAAAAUGGAAAUGAUAGUGCAAAAGUGACCGCACAAACUGGUCUUCGCAAUCCUUUUGAAUCAAGCUUCUCUGGACCUAGCAUCACGUCAGGUCCACUAACGCCCUCUGGUCACAUACCUUAUUCUGGAAAUAUUUCUCUUCGAUCAGAAAGUAGCACAACAAGUACUCGGUCCUUUGCAUUUCCAGUCUUUCCAAUUCACAGACUACAGACCGAGUGGAACAGCAGCCCUGUGAAAAUGGUGAAGGCCGACCAACGGCACUUGAGGCGAGACCGAGGCUGGAGUUACAGAAUCCUUUGCUGUAAAUUCUGAAUGUGCUUGCCCCAGCGUUUUUCCUUUCUGAGUUGAGCCCUUCGUGUCACGCUUGAGCCCGUGGUGGUCCAUGUUAAAUUCAUUCAAAUAUUGCUCCUUUCUCCCUAGUCCCUCCUCUUGCUGUCUCUCCUCCAUGUCCUCCUUUUUUAUUUUUCUAUAGCAGGUUGAUGGCUUGUCGGAUUCGGUAGUGGCUUGUAAUCUACAGUAUGAGUGAGGAAUGAAGGUAUAGCUUUUAUAUACCAUUUGCUGUUGCUUGUAGAAGUAUUGUAGAUGAACAUCCCUGGAGUCUAAAGUGCUGCUUUAUUUGA